This is a messenger RNA of Penicillium soppii, 696 nucleotides long. RefSeq lists its product as uncharacterized. The record is from RefSeq and is a predicted model, not a curated record. The transcript is spliced from 2 exons. Lineage: Eukaryota; Fungi; Ascomycota; Eurotiomycetes; Eurotiales; Aspergillaceae. Bases 1 to 696 code for a protein of 231 amino acids.
AUGUCGACAGCAUAUGCCCAAUCCAGAAUAUCCCACAAAUGUUCCUCCAACCCCCGCAAGGCCCUCAAGCCCCCUGCUCGCCACAUCGCUCUUCGCAAAGAAUACGUCAAAGACACCAAAACUCGACUUGUCCUCAAACCGCAAGGUACCGCUCACUCGGCAGUCGCAUACAAAGUCCUCGAUGAAGACGGCUCGCUUCAGUUCACUAUUACUGGCCGAAAACACAGCGAUCGGGUUUGUCGCGAAAUCCGAGACUCGUCGGGAUUACCCUUGUUUGAACUUCACCGAAAGAUUUCACUUACAAAUGCCUGGGCUGUUACGCUACCCGGGAGCAACGAGGCGACCUUAGCCACAGGCUCCCCGCAAUGGCCGUUUGGAUCUCUCUCAGCUGGAAAUUUCACCAUGUUUGUUGAAAAUCAGGCUGCUGUUGAUGGUAAGCGUGAGGAUGAGAAAAAGCUUACGUUGCUUAUUGAGAGGCAUGGAAACGCCUUGGCACUAUUUGAUAUUGUGGAUGGGGAUAGAAAAGUGGCUGAAAUGCGCGAAAGUAUACAACACAACGAGAAGUUGCCUUUGACGCGAAAUCCCUGGCAAAAAUAUCGGCCUGCUCUUGAUCUAAUCAUCACUUCCGGGAUUGAUCAAUCAUUGGUAGUUACUGUGGGGGUCAUUUUAUCAGAUUGGGUGUUUGGCUCGACUUGA